Messenger RNA from Mirounga angustirostris (Northern elephant seal), 6642 nucleotides. It is a transcript of the gene CMKLR2, whose product is annotated as chemerin chemokine-like receptor 2. Bases 720 to 1787 code for a protein of 355 amino acids. The transcript is spliced from 4 exons. Gene Ontology annotation, cellular component: plasma membrane. The record is from RefSeq and is a predicted model, not a curated record. Lineage: Eukaryota; Metazoa; Chordata; Mammalia; Carnivora; Phocidae. Gene Ontology annotation, biological process: positive regulation of cytosolic calcium ion concentration; phospholipase C-activating G protein-coupled receptor signaling pathway; complement receptor mediated signaling pathway. Gene Ontology annotation, molecular function: complement receptor activity; G protein-coupled receptor activity.
GCUCCGUGGUUAACACUUCCACCCAGCUCCAUGCGGGCAAACAUCCAAAUUAGACAAAACUGAUGGCCAGGCUACUGCUCUCCAUUUCCACAUCUGUUUAGGUUCCUCUUGGUUCUUGCUCCAGACAUGAUUUCUGCAUUCUGACUCCUGGCUGAUCCGGUUCCUGCAGCUUUCUUUGUUCCUGGUCUUACUGAGUGAGUGUCCAUCCUUGGCUAAUAAAUAAGCUACAUUCUCUGACGCACGGCUUCCUUUAGCUGGCUGCCUUCAUUCCUCCACAUGUGGUGGAACAUCGGUGCUCCAGGCUCCGAGUCAGCUCUGUCCUGUGUGGUGAGUUCUCCCCUGGCAGGUCCCCAGCAGCGGCGGCCGCACCUCCUUCCUCGAGGUCACUCUACGCUUCCCGCCCCAGCAGGCUUGCUUCCUCCAGGAGCCCCGCAGCACUACCACAAGCUAUUUCCUGGCUCAGGUUUAUCCAGAUAGACGACUUGGUUGCUGAGAUAAUUCCAGAAUUCUGAUGGUCCCAGCUUGGAAUAAGAAGGAGAAAUCUCUACAACCAAAGCAAGUUUAGGAAGGAGAAGAAGGUGGUGGAAAAAUAUACAUGUUUCCAUAGGAGUUUAACUACAAUCCACAGAGCCAUACGGAUUGUACGACUCCGGACACGAAUUUCUGGGUGAAGCAUUGAAACAACGGAGACAUAUCCUCAUUCUCUACUUGACAAGGUCAUGGAAGAUCUAGAGGAAACAUUAUUUGAAGAAUUUGAGAACUACUCCUAUAACCUGGAAUAUUAUUCCUCAGAGUCUGAUUUGGAGGAGAAAGUCCAACUGGGAGUUGUUCAUUGGCUCUCCCUGGUGUUAUACUGUUUAGCAUUUAUUCUGGGCAUUCCAGGAAAUGCCACUGUUAUUUGGUUCAUGGGGUUCAAGUGGAAGAAGACAGUCACCACUCUCUGGUUUCUCAAUCUGGCUAUUGCAGAUUUUAUUUUUCUUCUCUUCCUACCUCUGUACAUCUCCUAUGUGGCAAUGAAUUUCCACUGGCCCUUUGGCAUCUGGUUGUGCAAGGCCAAUUCCUUCAUUGCCCAGUUGAACAUGUUUGCUAGUGUCUUUUUCCUGACGGUGAUCAGCCUGGACCGCUAUAUCCACUUGAUCCAUCCUGUCGUAUCUCAUCGGCACCGAACCCUAAGGAACUCCCUGAUUGUUAUUAUAUCCGUUUGGUUUGUGGCUUCUCUAAUGGGUGGUCCUGCCCUCUACUUCCGGGACACUCUGGAGUUCAAUAACCACACUAUUUGCUAUAACAAUUUCCAUGAGCAUGAUCCUGACCUUACUUUGAUGAGGCACCAUGUUCUGACCUGGGUGAAAUUUAUUGUCGGGUACCUCUUCCCCUUGCUAGCAAUGAGCAUUUGCUACUUGUGUCUCAUCUUCAAGGUGAAGAAGCGAAGCAUCCUGGUCUCCAGUAAGCAUUUCUGGACCAUCCUGGCUGUGGUCAUGGCCUUUUUGAUUUGCUGGACUCCUUAUCACCUGUUUAGCAUUUGGGAGCUCACAAUCCACCACAGUAGCUAUUUCCACCAGGUGCUUCAGGCCGGCAUCCCCCUCUCCACUGGCUUGGCUUUCCUCAAUAGUUGCUUGAACCCAAUCCUUUACGUCCUAAUUAGUAAGAAGUUCCAAACUCGCUUUCGGCUCUCAGUUGCUGAGAUCCUAAAGCACACACUGUGGGAGGUCAGCUGUUCUGGCACAGUGAGCGAACAGCUCAGGAACUCUGAGACCAAGAACCCAUGUCUUCUGGAAACAGCUCAGUGAGUUAUCAGUAGAAGGCUUUUGGGGGGGGGACCCUGACAAAUGCUUUCAGAUUAUUUGGUUCCAAGGUAUGGUAAUAACCAUCUCUUUCUGUUAAUCAGUUUAGCGGCAUUACAUUUUUGUGUUGGUAUAAAACGUAGGAAAGAUCUUCAUUUUUUCCCCCUGCAAAUUAAAUUAUCUGUCAUUCUUGCUAAUUAUACCGUCGUGGAUUAGUCACCACUGUGGAUGCAGUAUCAGCUAUUAUUUUUUAAGUCCUAAUAACUUUGAAGUCCUAAAUCUUAAUAUUAAAUAGAUGAUUAAUUCAUUUCAAAAAUGUUAACGUAUGUGCUGCUUAAGCUCACUUUAAUUUUGCACCAGUAACCUAUUAGACAUAUUUUUCAAAUGCAACAUGUACUUCAUUUCUUUAUUUCAUGAAACCUAUAUAUGUACAUUUAUAAAUUAAAGUAAUAGUUGGUUAUAGUAGUUUAAAACAUUAUGAACUAUUCAUGCUUAGUGAAGUGUCCCAGAAUCUAGUUGCUUGAAAUGACAAUUUAUUAUUAUAAUAUCUCACAAUUCUGAGUCAGAAACUCAGACAAGGCCUAGAAGGGACGUUCAUCUCUCUGCUUCACGAGGUCUGGAUCAUCAGCUGGACUGGGAUGACCCAAAUGGUAGAAUUUUGGAACAGCUUGUCUCCUCUGCCCUACUGUUCCUUCUCUUCUUCUUUUUUUUUUUUUCCACACAGCUUGUCCAGUAUGGUAGCUCAGGGUAGCCAGACUUCUUAUAUGGCAGUGUAGGGCUCUAAGAGACCAAAGUGGACAUUUCUAGUCCUCUUUAAGCCUAUGCCCACCCCUGACACAGUAUCACAUCCACUGUACUCUCUUGGUCAAAGUAGUCCUGGGCCAGCUCAGGUUCAAGGGGAGGCGACAUAAACCCCACCUGCCAAUGGGGAUAUGCUCCUAUCUUUAAUCCCUCGUGAAAUCAUUAUAAAUGUUAACAUUCUUGGAAAAUUCUGGGUAUGUGCAAAUAUGUAUAAGAUUGCUGUAAACAUAAAACACUGACAUCUAGAUGGUAGAUAGGCCAGCCUAAUCUCAGAAUGAUUUCAGAAAAAGAAAGCAUGUAUGACAUUGAUAUAUUUCCACCUUCUAUUCCUAUAACUCUAUAGAUACAGACACAGUACAAGACCAAUAAAGUAUACCUUUAAGUCAGUAACCUCUUCAAUUUUAAAAAGCAUUUAAUUUUCUGUAAUUUCUUUAUUUUAUUUUGAAAGUUGGGAGGGGAGCUGUGUUAUUUUUUGAAUCAGUAUCCUUUUUUAUUUCAUCUCUCAGCUUCUGGACAUGCCCAUUAGCCCAUAGCAACAAUCAGAUCUGGUUUUGGAAAUUAUUCCUCAAAAAUGUGUGGCAUAGCUCAGCAUAUCCCAAACUUCUGUCAUCCCCCAAUUUCAUGAUUUCUGCACACCCAGUAUGGAGGGAAGGCAAGGAGAGAAAGGCUCAUUGUGAGUGUCUGUCCCCUCCACGACCGGAGUUUAAGAUAUUCCAUUCUGGGUUCCCCGUCACCUUCAAGGGACAGGCCCUGAUUUCCCAGGAUCAGGAGAAAAGCUGGAGGAUCAAAGACAAAGAGAAUUCCUUAGGCUCAUCCUUAGUUUGAGCAGAUGGAGGGAUUCUCAAGGCUGUGGGAGAAAGAGGAAGGCUGAAGAGCAGGAAAGGGAUUAAGCAACCAAGGGCAGAAGGAAAUGAUGGAGCAGAUGGUGUUACCACCUAAGAAGCAGCUUACCAAAGGCCUAUGAAAAUAUUUGAGAUCUUUAAAAAAAUGUUAUUUUUUAUAACAUUUAAAAUACAAAAAAGGAAACUUGAAAAGUCAAAAUUAAUAAAUACUUAAUCACAUGUCUAUAAAAUACACCUUUAUGUCAAUGAGUCAAAUGAAAUAUUUCAUAGUUAUAUAAAAACUUAUAUUUAAUAUGGACUUUCAAUAUGUUUCAGUGUUUGAUAUGAGGAGUGAAACCGAAAAAAAUGCUUUAAGGAAGGUCUAUAAAGGUCUUUUUUUUUUUUUUAAGAUUUUAUUAAUUUAUUUGACACAGAGAGAGAGAGAGGGAGAGAGAGAGAGCAUAAGCAGGGGGAGUGGCAGGCAGAGGGAGAGGAAGAAGCAGGCUCUCCGCUGAGCAGGGAGCCCAAUGUGGGGCUCCAUCCCAGGACCCUGGGAUCAUGACCUGAGCCCAAGGCAGAUACUUAAUGACUGAGCCACCCAGGCACCCCAAGGUCUACAAAGGUCUUAAAGAACUCUGAAUUCAUUUGAGAACCUAAGGAAGGUUAUGGGUCCUUUCCCUAGAAACAUGCUUUUUUUUUUUUUUUUUUUUUUAAAUCAGUCUCUGCCCAAACGUGGAGCUUAAACUCACAACCCCAAGAUCAAGAAUCAAGUCUCAUGUGACUGCCAGGUACCCCUCCCUAGAAACAUGCUUUUAAAUAAAAUAUCAGAGUCCUUAGAUCCUGGGCUAAAGACCCUAGUUUUAGUGGCUUUUAAAAUAGCUGAUAGUGGGGAUGUAAACAGAAAUCUGCUAGUGAAAGUAGCAGCCAGUACAAGUACUUAAUAUCUUAUUCUCAGUUUGAGGGAAGAUCUGAAGAGUAGCAUUGGGCCUGGGCCUGGGGACUCCAAGCCUCCUCCCCUAACAGUUGGAAUUUGGUUAGUGGGGCUUUCCAGGGGUCUCCUGAUUAAGAGCAGGAUGAACGUCUAAAAGGACAGAGGCUGGAGGAGAGGACAAGCACUGGAGCAAUUAGGGAAGGAAGUGAGGGAGCUCAGUGCCCAGUUGGCAGAAGAGUAAAGAAUCCCAGGCUCUCAGGGACUGGGGCAUAGACACCAGGAGACAGACCUGCCUCUCUAAUGGAAAACAGCUCUUUUUUUUUUUUUUUAAAGAUUUUAUUUAUCUGAGAGAGAGAUUGAGACAGAGAGAGAGAGCAUGAGAGGGGGGAGGAUCAGAGGGAGAAGCAGACUCCCUGCUGAGCAGGGAGUCCGAUGUGGGACUCAAUCCAGGGACUCCAGGAUCAUGACCUGAGCCGAAGGCAGUGGCUUAACCAACUGAGCCACCCAGGCGCCCCGGAAAGCCCCUCUUUGAAGAGGGCAAGUCCCAGGGCCUCCAGAGGCAGGAUAUCAGGAUUUGAACUAAAGUUCCAACACAUGCUGUGUCUGUGUCCUUGGCUAAAUUAAUUCAAAUUUCUAGACCUGUUUCUCCCAUCUGCAAAAUGGGGACAACAAUAGUAGUAUGCGCUACAGGGCUGUUGUGGAAAUUAAAUGAGGCAAUGCAGGUAAAGCACUUAGAGGGGUACUUAGACCUAUAAAUAACUUGAGCAAUCUUAGCUGGUAUUAGUCAGUAAAUUCUUGGCAUCUUCCAACCUAGUAACUGCUUAGUAAAUGUUAGAUCCUUUCCUCUUGGAUGAAUACAAACAUUUCACAGGAAGAAUAAGGGAGCUACACAGAGAACUUUAAAACAAGAUAGUUUAUAUGUAUAAAAGACUAUGUGCCUAGAGGUUGUAAAGGGCAAGAAGCAGAAUAAAAGUUGAAAGAUGUAUUUGAAGUGCAUCUUGAAGAAUGACUCCAAUUUUAACGAGUGCAGAUGAGAAAAGAGCCUUUUCAGGUAGGUGACACAGUAGGGGCAAAAGUACAGAGGAAAACAGGCUAUGAUCAGAAAAAAUAGUGAAAAAAAAAAAAAGGUCCCAUUUUCUAGGGACAGAGUGAGGAUAGAAGAUUCACAAGUUGGUGUCCAGCUUGAAUAGUAAUCCAUAGUUCCUCAAUAUUCUUACAUAUGGGCAGUUCUUUGGGAGAAUGAAUUUAAGAAGUCCAUGAACAUUUUCCUUUGAUUUUUACUUUACUGAAAGCUAUGCAGGCCAAUGGCAUUCCAAACAACAGAUGCUCAUUUGGGUCAUUUCUUGAAUGCAUCUAUUACCAUCCAUACAGAGCGCAUAAUGACAAAAUGUGUUUAUCAGUCUCAGUUCCAUUUAAAAUUUACCUUUAUGUGACUUUAUCUUCUCACUCUCCCUAAUUGAGGAUAUAAAGCAAGGGUUACACCAAUGAAAUAGGAUUAAAUUGUCUAAAAGCAGGGAUGAAGAACUUUCUUCAUUCUAUUGCCAACACAUUACCUGGCCAAGGACCCCGGUUUCAGUUCUCUCUCUCUAGGUGAAUAAUCGGGCAAAUCAUCUUUCAGAGUUGUUUCCUCAUCUAAAUGGUGAUAAAAGUGUCUGCUUUGCUUAUCUCAUAGCUUAUAAUGGGGUCCAAAAUGGACAGUGUGAUGAGGCAUGUAUUUUUCUAUUUUUUUUAGUUUUUUAAUCUAAGGACAAUAAUUGCCAUUGCCAAAUUGGAUUUGUUCGGGGUGGGGGGGAAUACAUAUAGAUCCCAAAACAUGAAUGCAACUCCUUUUGUAUUUGUUUUUGUCCAUAAGCUUAUCUUUUCGUAAUACGGAAAAAAACUCCAGCAUUUCUCAAUGUUGCUCUAGUCUGUUACUUUUUAAUUAUAUUGUUUAUAAAGUAUUUCCUUGAGUAUAUAUGCCAUAAUUUAGCCAUUUCCAUUCAUGUUAGGACUGUAACAAUCCUUUUAUUCACAUGCUUCCAUCCAUACCACCUCCAGGUCAGAGCUGUCUGCCUUUGUCAUUUUCUGGCUCAGAAAACUUCAAGGCUCUCCCCACUCCUCACCCCCAUGCCCCCCCACCCCCGCCCCCAUACACACACUGCUCUCACAGAAGGAGCCAGACUGGAUGUGCCGCCUGGCCCCACCCUACCUAAUCCCAAACAGACACUGCAAAAUCCAGCCAAAUUGAUCUAAUUGCCUUGUAAAUGUUGCUUUGUCUAUUCUAUUCCUGUGUUUUAUCCCCUCCUGGAAUAUUUUUUCUUUUUUUUUU